UUCCUGCUCCACUCUGAUUGGUCGGUUUSUCCUUCGUCAUCCUCCGGAUGUGUCGGCGAUAGCUUUCUGUUCGCCUUUACGUUUAUAUAUUUUUAUUCUUCAGCAGGACAAAAACGCCAUCAUGUCGAGUAAAAAGGCCAAGGGGAAGAACACCAAGAAGCGUCCCCAGCGCGCCACCUCCAACGUGUUCGCUAUGUUCGAUCAGUCUCAAAUCCAGGAGUUCAAAGAAGCUUUCAACAUGAUCGACCAAAACAGAGAUGGAUUCAUCGACAAAGAGGACCUGCAUGACAUGCUUGCCUCAUUAGGUAAAAAUCCCACUGAUGAGUACCUGGAGGCCAUGAUGAAUGAAGCUCCAGGGCCGAUCAACUUCACCAUGUUUCUGACCAUGUUUGGGGAGAAGCUGAACGGCACCGAUCCGGAGGAUGUGAUCCGUAACGCUUUCGCCUGCUUUGACGAGGAGGGCACAGGUGUGAUUCAGGAGGAGUACCUGCGGGAGCUGCUCACUACAAUGGGCGACCGGUUUACUGAUGAAGACGUAGACGAGCUCUUCCGGGAGGCGCCGAUUGACAAGAAAGGCAACUUCAACUAUGUUGCAUUCACACGUAUUCUAAAACACGGUGCAAAGGAYAAGGAUGAUUAGUGACAAACACUGUAGGUUCUUAAUGCACUACGUUUUAACUUUUAUUAUUUAAUUUAAAUCAGCUGUAUCCAGUAGUGUGGCUUCUUACAAAGCAUUGCUGUGGUUUAUAGCUUUUGAAGGUCAUUUGUUAAAGCUGCUCUGWGGAUCUGGGUUUCCUCUUCCCUUUCCAACUGUUUAUUUUAUUGUUUUGUUUUUAAAGCUAAUUUGCACACCUGUUAAGACACCACUACGGGGUCUGUCUGAGAAAGUAAAUACCUAAAAGACCCUCAUGAAUAUAGCUGGAAAUAAACUGACACAUGGUGUUUUAUUGACUGAAUCGUUUUUUGUUGUUGUUAGAAAUUCAAAGUUUUGAGAUUAAAUUAUGUUCUGAAACAAA
Molecule: messenger RNA, 1016 nt
Organism: Austrofundulus limnaeus
Lineage: Eukaryota; Metazoa; Chordata; Actinopteri; Cyprinodontiformes; Rivulidae
Gene: myl12.2
Product: myosin, light chain 12, genome duplicate 2
Exons: 4
Coding region: 122-640 (172 amino acids)
Molecular function (GO): calcium ion binding
Source: RefSeq, a predicted model, not a curated record